AUGAGGAUCCACUUCCGGGUCGAGGAUCAGCUGUCCUCUUCUCCUCUGGCUCUUGCUGAUGUGUUGCGGCGGUUGGUAGCUCUCCAUCUGCAGUGGGCACACACGAGUACUCCACAGUCGAGGGUGAAACAGGCUUUGGGUCUGGCUGUGUUCUGGAUCAGGAUCCUUAGGGUCUCGUCGUCCAGAGAGCUGGUGGCUCAAGACACAAAGUCCUUCACCAAAGAAAAAAGAUUCCUAGACUGCGCCUCUAACAGCCUGAACGUGAGCUGGGAUCUUGGUCUCCAGGCUCUAAACUACACCGUCCUCGCCAGGACUACAGGUGGCGCUGUGCUCAGCUGUACCACAACGACCUCCAGUUGUAUCGUCACUGGCCUGCAGUGCGGUCAGAACUACACCGCGGUCAUCACAGCAAACAAUGGAGAGUGUCAAGGGCCAGAGAGCGUAACCCGUCCCAUCCAAACAGUGCCGUGCAUUCCCACAUCGGUCCGCGCCAACGUGGAGUGUGCGAGUAACACGGUGAAGGCAUCAUGGGGUCCAGCAGCGGGAGCUUUAUCCUACAUCAGUGUUCUGACCGGCCCGGGCUAUUACAGAGAAUCCUGCAUGACCUCUGACCUCUCCUGCUCCUUCAGGGGCCUGACCUGUGCGCAGACUUACACCCUAAACGUCAUCUCUCAAGACAGCCAAUGCAACAGCUUAGUCAGUCCCAACGUCUCUGUGACAACAGCUCCCUGUGACCCUGAGAGCGUGACUGCAGUGCUCAACUGUGACGCGCGUACGGUGAAUGUGUCUUGGCAUGCUGGCGCUGGUGCCACCAGGUACACCGUUCUGGCACAAACACAGAAUCAGAGCGUUCCUUCCACUUCCUGUCGUUCAUCGGCCACUUCCUGUGAGCUCACGCAGCUCCAGUGUGGGGAGGUUUUCAAUGUCACAGUGUUUUCUGAUAAUGGAGCCUGCAACAGCUCAGCACGGGCCAGCACUACACUGGAGACGGCACCAUGUCCUCCGACAAUGAGGUCUCCUCCUUCACUGAAUUGCAGAACUAAUAUGGCCCUGGUGUCUUGGGCGGAGGACCCAGAUGCUGUGAGGGUCCGUGUCAAUGCCACCUCUGUCCUGGGACACACUGCCACCUGCACCUCUUCUGGAAACAACUGUUCCCUGGCUGCCUUACUGUGUGGCCAGACGUACAGUGUGUAUGGGACGGCCCAGGGCUCUCAGUGUGAGAGCACACCUAGUGCUCCCUUGAGUAUUAUCACAGCGCCCUGCAGCCCUGCUGAAGUGAGCGCCAACUACAGCUGCGGCACCAGCACGGCUCUGCUGAGCUGGGCCGAGAGUCUGGGCCGAGAGAGCUUCUAUGUGCGUGUGGAGAGCAGCGCUCACUCAGACUCCUGCAGCACAGCCCAAACCCACUGCUCCAUCAACUCGCUGAGAUGCGGGAAUCUUUAUAAUGUCUCGGUGGAUUCAGUGUCUGGACGCUGCAACAGCAGCAACGCGGCUCACACACAACUGCAGACAGCCCCCUGUGCCCCACAGAAUGUGACCGUAAGACUACAGUGUUCGAACAACACUGCCUUUGUGUCCUGGGAGGGCAGUCCUGGAGCCGUGGCCUAUAACGUCACUGCUGUUGGGCGCGAUGGUGAUGUCAGGAACAGUGUCGUCACUGGCACCAGCUGUCAACUACCCAACAUGCACUGCUCUCAGACCUAUGACAUUGUAAUCAUACCGUUCUCUGAAACGUGUGCUGGGUUCCCAACCACUCCCUACACUUUCAGUGCAGGUUCUUGUCCUCCCAGUAGCGUUGAAGUUUCUCUACAAUGCCGAGGUAAUGUGGGACUUGUCAACUGGACUGCCGCCAAGAGUGCUGAAAUGUACAUUGCCACGGCAAAGGGUUUAAAUGGCCACACCCACACUUGCUCCUCCAAUGGCACCAGCUGCGCUUUCAGUGACCUUCACUGCGGGGAGAACUACACCGUUACUGUGUCUACGGUGGAACGGGGCUGCCAGAGUCAACCCAGCACACCUGUCAACCUGAGAUCAGCUAUCUGCCCACCUUCCAAUCUGUCCGGUCUUACCAACUGCGCUACUAAUGACAUCAGCAUCACAUGGGACCCCAGCACAGAAUCUGGAUCCACUUACUUCCUGUUCAUCCUUCAGGUGAAUGGGCUGAACUCCACCACCAGCACAGUGCAAACGUCCCACGCUCUGACAGGGUUGCGCUGUGGAAUGAGCUUCAUUGCACAAGUGGCUGCUCAGGACAGCACCUGCACCAGUCCGUACGGAAGCCCAACACAGCUCUACACAGCUCCCUGUCCACCCAGUAGCCUGGCAGCUUCUGCCAGCUGUGGCACAAACAUGGGCACCGUCAGCUGGCAGACUGGAGCAGGGGCGCAAUCCUAUACUGCCAAUUUAGAGGGAAACAACGGACAAAGGGUUUCCUGUACGUCCAACACCACUUCCUGUUCUGUGAAGCUCGAGUGUGGGCGUAGAUAUACGGCCACUGUGGUUUCCACGGUUGGCUUCUGCAACAGCCCCGCUAACAACAGCAUCCAGUUUGACUCGGCACUGUGCCUGCCAGGGAACGUGACGGCUCGGUUAGAUUGUAACGCUAACACGGCAGCUGUACAUUGGGACCCCAGUGCAAACAGCCCUGACUCCUAUACAGCCCUGGCCAUUGGUACGGAUGGCACUCGGGUUUCCUGUAACACAAGCUCAACUUCCUGUACCAUUCAGAACCUGAGAUGUGGCCGCACCUAUAGCAUCGCGGUGACAACAUCCCAAAUUAACUGUGGAAUCAUUGAGGGUUCAGACUACCACAUCGAGACAGCCCCCUGCCAACCACAGAGACCAUUUGUUCUAAUGCAGUGCAGCACUAACAUUGCUACGGUAACAUGGGACAACAAUGGGGCGGAUCAGAUUGACGUGGUGACGGCGCUCAACUUUAGCGGCGAUGCGGCGGUGUGCAACAGCACAAAGAGAUCCUGCACAUUCACACAGCUGCACUGCGGAGAGUCGUACACACUCAGUGUGGUUGGGUUUCAUGGAAACUGCACCAGUGGACCCAGCGAGAACUUCGGCCUUGACACAGCUCCCUGUGUUCCAACUCACGUUGUGGCGACCACAGACUGCGAGACGUCCAUCACUGCUGUAACCUGGGAUUCGGCACGGGGUGCCAGCUAUUACACUGUUCAUGCCGUGAGCGCCUGGGCGAACAAUCGCACAUGUACCAACACAGAUACAACCUGCUCUUUCUCAGACCUGGACUGUGGACAAAACUACACCAUAACCGUCACAGCUGAGGAUGGCAACUGUGUUAGCCUGGCCAGUGCACCCAUCACUGUCACAACAGUCCCAUGUCCACACACCAAUCUGCAGUCAUCUCUGGACUGCAGCACCGACACUGCUCUGAUCUCAUGGACGCCGGGUAGAGGCACUCUGAUGUAUAACGUUUCCGCCAACGGCUUUGACGUAGAUCACGAAGUCAGCUGCCAUACAUCUGGCUCCGCCUGCAAUAUCACCAACCUGUACUGUGGCAGCCGCUACCAAGUUAGUGUGAGCGGAGAAGGGCUCACCUGCCACAGCCAGUCAUAUUACUGGAUUGCUCUCAAUUCAGCACCAUGUCCACCCACUAACGUGUCCAUCCAGUCAUCCUGUGACUCGAACACCGUGUCCGUUUCUUGGGAAGCCUCUCAAGGCACUGUGUCCUACACGGCUGUUGCCGAGGGCAGCGGAGGUCAUAGGGUGACCUGCGACACCACCCAACAGACCUGCAAUAUUAUCGGCCUGCAGUGUGGACAGACUUACCAAAUUUAUGUUGCUGGAGUGGAUGGUGGCUGUAUUGGAUCUAGGAGUGAAGUUCACAUUCUUGAAACAGCCCCUUGUGUGCCUCAGAAUGUGCUGACAAUCAUUGAGUGUCCAUCUACUGUUCUCAACAUUACCUGGCAACAGAGAGGUCAAGCCCAUCACUACCACGCCACAGUGAGAAGCAGUGAUGGACAAGUGCUGGGGUGUGACUCUAACGUAACCUUCUGCCAAGUACCUCACGUUCUCUGUGGCCUGACCUACGACGUGACAGUGGCGGCCUAUAGUCAAACCUGCAACAGUUCUCAAAGCUCUGUGCAGCAUGUCACCUCAGCUCCCUGCCCACCAGAUGAUUUAUUAGCAGUCUUGGACUGUACAUCAAACACCGUCUCUCUGUCCUGGGACUCUAGUGUAGAUGGUGUCGUCUACAUUGCAAAGGCCUUUUAUUCCAAUGACGACCACAAUUACUACACGUGUAACACUACAAAGACCAGCUGCGACAUCCCUUUGACCUGUGGGAGAGAUUAUAAUCUGACUGUAGUGCCAGUAAGGAAUGGCUGCACUGGGGAAAAUGCUCCAGUCCAGUAUUUAAUGGCAGCUCCUUGCGCUCCCCUCAUGUUGGGCGUCGAGAUGGACUGCCUGUCUGAUUCGGCUUGGCUGACAUGGGACGAGUCAGCAGGGGCGGAGCUCUACAUCGCCACGGCGACUGACAGUGAUGGACAGGUGUACCAGUGUAACUCAACUGAAAAUCAAUGUACAGUUGAACAGCUUCAAUGUGGAAGAUUCUACAACUUCAGUAUCACUGCAUUUAACAGUCAGUGCGACAGCCACCUGAGCAACACGAUGGAAUCUGAAACAGCGCCCUGUCCACCUCAGAAUGUGGUCACGUCAGUGGGGUGUGACUCUGGCAUGGUGAGUGUGUUGUGGGAUGAGAGUGUUGGCGCGUUGAGCUACACUGCGACUUUGGAUCGUACAGAUGGAGAGACCACCUGCUGCACGGCAAACUCCACUUCCUGUGAGGUCACUUCCCUUCCCUGCGGCCAGAUGUACGUCCUGACGGUCACUGCUGAGGGACGGACAUGCAAUAGCUCUCAGAGCAUUGAGGUCAUCGUACGGUCAGUUCCCUGUAUCCCGGAGAAUCUGGUGUCCAGUACAAGCUGCAGUGAUAACGUGGCCACCAUGUCAUGGAUGAGCAAAGAAGUCGGUGAGCUCUACGUGGUCAGUGCCAUUAGCAAUGACGGGCUUCACCUCGACAGCUGCGCAGGGUUCGGUCAGUCAUGUGAUCUUACAAUGCUGAAGUGUGGUGUGCCAUACACUGCCACAGUAAUAGCACAAGACAGCAUCUGCAGCAGUCCACCCAGUCAAUCUGCUCCAAUCAGGACAGUGCCCUGUGUGCCGGAUAAUGUGACCGCUGAUGUGACCUGCCAAGAGAAUGGCCUGUCCGUGUUCUGGCAGGAGAGCGCAGGAGCCGGAUCUUACACGGCUGUGCUCGAGGACAGUUACGGUCGUUUCACCAACUGUCAGAGCACGAACGACACCACCUGUACAGUUGACAGACUCGCCUGCGGACAGACCUACCAUGUCAGUGUGAUAGCAUCAGACGGAUACUGUGACAGCUCGCCCAGUGCCGUCAUUGACGUAGAUUCAGCUCCUUGCAUGCCUCGUGAGAUUCGGGCACUAAUAGACUGUCAAUCUGGUACGGCUACACUGUCCUGGCAGCCAGGCACUGGGGCAAUGCAGUACAUGAGCACAGCAGUGGGUGAAUCUGGUCAUGAACUCACCUGUGAAAGCAACAACACCAACUGUGAGCUGACAGGACUGGCCUGUGGAGAGAGCUACAACGUCACUGUGUUAGCAGAAGGACAGACCUGCAGCAGUGUUGCAACCAUGAGGGGACAACUGAAGACGGGUCCCUGUGUACCUCAGCAUGUUGAAGUGCAGUACGGCCUGUCUAUCGCCCAGCUGUCCUGGGACAGGAGCAGAGGUGCUACCAGAUACACCACACAGGCUGUCACUGAUCUGGGAUCAGUGUUGUCCUGCUCCACCAGUGACACCUCCUGUGCCCUCUACAAUGUGUCCUGCAGUCAGACAUAUGACAUCAGCGUGACAGCACACAACACCGUCUGCCAGGGAGCUGCUGUAUCUGCAUCAACUACUCUACUCACAGAACCCUGCCCACCCCAGAACGUGCGAACGCAUCUGAAUUGCUCAAGUGAUGUAGGGACCGUGUCUUGGGAAGAGAGUUUGGGGGCGCUGGCAUACGUGGCUUUCCUGGAGGGUCGUAAUGGUCAAAGCCUGUCCUGCUACACGACCAGCUCCAGCUGCAGUGUGACCGGGCUGAUCUGUGGCACUGUUUACGACACCCAUGUACAAGCCAUUGGAGGAACUUACAACAGCACCGACAGCGAGACAGUUCUUCUCACAUCAGCCCCCUGUCCACCAGUGUCCAGCUCAGUCGCUGUCGCCGUGAUCUGUGAUGAUGCAACAGCGUUGUUCAACUGGGCCUGGAGUGGCGGAGCUGCGUCCUAUGAGCUCACUGCCAUCAGUAACAACGGCUACAUCGCCACCUGCAUCUCUCAAGAGAAUUACUGUAACAUCAGCAAUCUAGCCUGCGGACAGACCUACAAGGUCAGGCUCACAGCAAACAAUGAUAGAUGUCAGGUUACAGAGGAGACUGGAGUGACCUUCCAAACACGCCCUUGUGCUCCUUUGCGUGUGAACGUGGACUUUCAGUGCCAAUCUAGAGCAGCUGUACUGACCUGGGAGCAAAGGGACGAUGUGCUAUACUACCUUGCUAGCGUCACCCUCAGCACAGGAGAAGUGGCCACAGUUUGUAACUCUACAACUGACAGCUGUGAAAUGAGGGGGUUGAGGUGUGGAGAGGAGUACGCCUUCACCGUCUCGGCCUACAGUGAAGAUUGCCACAGUGACGUCAGCAGCACUGUACACAUUCAAACAGAACCUUGUCAGCCAACCCAACUGACAGUCGCAGGAUCAUGUGAUAACAACACAGUUCACUUGAACUGGAAUCACAGCAGAGGUGCAUUGAGUUACACAGUGCUUAUCGCAAGCAACCUAGGAUAUGCCAACUCAGUCCAGACAUCAGAAUCGAUGCUAACAGCGGAGCUCCUCUGCGGACAGACCUACACCUUCACAGCAGUGGGGGAAAAUGAUGCCUGUGACAGCAUCCCAAGCACUCCUGCCCAUCUUACGACUGCCCCGUGUGUGCCAUACAACAUUGAGACCUUUGCAGAGUGUGAGACUAGCCUGGGUGCUGUCAGCUGGGCUGGCAGUGAUGGCGCAGAAACUUACACCGCCAUUGCCGAAGGACAGGAUGGCCACACGCACAUUUGCAUAACAAACACAACCUUCUGUAUUUGGGAGGAGCUGCAUUGUGGGGAAAUUUACGUUGCCCGGGUCAUUGCCAACGCACAAAUCUGCAGCAGUAAUCCCAGUAAAAGCACAAUCAUCAACAUGGCUCCAUGCAUCCCCCAGAAACUGGUGUCCUCCUUUGACUGUGAGGUGAGAGUGGGUUCCCUCACCUGGGAAGCAAGUGAAAAUGCUUCGAUGUACCUGGCGUCUGCCGAAUCUAGCAGCGGUCACCGGGUCGAACUCACCACCAAUGACACAAAUGCACAGUUCUCGGAGUUCAACUGUGGUCAGCUUUACUUUCUGACUGUCCUAGUUGUGGGACAUGUAUGUAGGAGCCCCCCCAGCAACGCUUCAGUACUGCAGACAGAGCCCUGCACUCCCACAUCCCUCUUUGGCUUUAAUGACUGCAUCUCCAAUAUUGCUACAGUAUCUUGGGAUCCAGCUGAUGGUGCAGAAUACUACACCGCAACAGUGCAAGGCCCAGAUGGGCCUUUAGGAACAUGCAUGUCCUGGACGGCGAGCUGCGGCAUGCCCAAACUGUCUUGCGGCAAUACAUACAAUGUUAGCGUGAUUGCCUCCAGUCGCCAAUGUAACUCAACACCCAGUGCGCUGAGCACUAUUAACACAGUGCCCUGUGUUCCUACGGGAGUGUCUGUGGUGCUGGACUGUGCCACUGCUGAGGCACAUGUGUCCUGGAACGCAAGCAUGGGGGCGCUGUCCUACACUGCUUUUGCCUGGAACAGCCAAUUCAACUUCAUAUCUUGUAGUAGCACUGGACCUGUUACACAUUGCAGUCUUAGUGAUCUCAUCUGUGGAGAUGAUUACAGUAUUCAAGUGAUUGCUGUUGGAGAUGAAUGCACCAGUUUGCCCAGUCAGACAGAACACUUCUUCACAGUUCCUUGUGCCCCAGAAGUUACUUCUACACACCUGGACUGCUACACUGACACUGUCCUGCUGCAGUGGACUCCCACCAAUGGGUCUGUUUCCUACACCGCUGAUGCCAGGACUCCUGGGGGGCUGACCUCCACCUGCUCCAGCAACUCCACUAACUGUGAACUGAAGGGACUAGCUUGUGGACAAACAUACAAUCUUACCAUGGUAUCAUAUGAUGGACAUUGCCACAGCCAACCUGGCACAGCCCUGGCAGUUGCGUCGGUUCCCUGUCCACCUCAGAGAGUGGUGUCUAAUUUGCUCUGCUCGUCAAACUCUGCCCAUGUGGAGUGGAGUCCCGAUACGGGGGCAGAGUCGUAUGAGGUUCAAGCCAUCACCACGGGUGGCCAGAUGACAGGAUGCGACACCACAAAUACUUCCUGUGUUGUGCCUGACCUUGAAUGCGGUUCCAUUUACAACAUCAGCGUGCUUGCCAUUGGCCACAACUGUAAUGUGUCAAAGAGUGCGAUCACCACACUGCAUUCAGUGCCAUGUAUUCCCAACCAGAUUCAGGCAAACCUGAGCUGUGAAUCUGGUGUGGUUGAUGUGUCCUGGCAGCCUAGCCAAGGAGCUUUCUCUUACUCUGCUGUCGCUCAGGGCAGCGCGGGCUUUGCGUCAUCAUGCAACAGCACCAGCACCACAUGUGAGUUCACUAAUCUACUGUGUGGACUCACAUACAGCUUCAGCGUGACUGCCUCCGACCACUCGUGUACCAGCGCACAGAGUCAGAGCGUAGAGCUGGACACAGUUCCAUGCAAGCCAACGGGAAUCAUCACUGAAAUGGAGUGUGGCAGCCACACAGGUGUAGUGUCAUGGGAACAAGGGGAGCACGUUGCCUCCUACCUGGUCGUCGCAUCCAGUCCAGAUGGGCACCAAACACAUUGCAGCAGUCCCAACUCCAAGUGCACAUUAGACAGCCUACAUUGUGGCCAAGCCUACAACCUCACAAUCACUGCCCAGGACAGCCACUGUGACAGCAGAAAUGCCCUUUCAACAUUACAGUCAGUUCCAUGUUCACCUGUCAACGUGCAAGCAUCUCUCGUUUGCCUGUCUAACUCUGCGGCUGUUACGUGGCAAAGUACCAGCGGGGCGCUGACCUACCAGGCUGAGGGCAUCACUGUAGACGGCACCCACACGGCCAACUGCAGCAGCGGCGACGCAACUCACUGCAACCUGGAGCAUCUGCUCUGCGGACGCACAUAUAAUGUGUCUGUGCUGUCCAUGGACCAUGCAUGCAGCAGCGAAAGGAGUUUGUUCACACAAGUGCAUACUGCGCCCUGUCCACCUCAGGCCGUUGAUGUGCAGGUGAACUGUUCGGCUGGCUUCAUGACUGUCACAUGGGCAGCCAAUCCAGAUGCAGAAUCUUUCCAUGUGAGAGCAGCGAGCAGCGGAGGAGAUUUGCUGUCAUGUGAUUCCACUGGCACCAGCUGUUCAAUCCCUGGCUUGCCAUGCGGACAGUCAUAUUCUGUCACUGUGACAUCUGUCAGGGGAGGCUGUGCGAGCCAGCCCAGCACUGCCGUCAACGCUACCUCAGCUCCUUGUGUUCCGCAAGGGGAGGCCGGAAACCUGGACUGCGUUACGAACUCAGCCUGGGUGACGUGGUUACAAGCAAUGGGGGCGGAGUCUUACUCUGUCCUGGCAGAGGAAAGGGGCGGAGCUAACUCUAGCUGCUCAGCCUCAGGUCUGCACUGCAAUGUUCCCGACCUGAAGUGUGGAGCCACCUACACCUUCCACAUCACUGCCAUCAAUUCGUUCUGCCGAAGCGGACCCAGCAACACCUUCCAGAUUCAGACAGCUCCAUGUGCCCUCACCUCCAUCACGGCACAUUCGGACUGUUUCAGCGGCCGUAUAACCGUUGGCUGGCAGCUGAAUGAAGGAUCCUCCUUCUAUGUGGCCACAGCUGAAGGUCAUGACCAAAGCAUUCUGAUGUGCAACAGCACAAGCACGUCCUGUGACCUCACCGGAGCCAAGUGUGGAAUGCAGUACACCAUUAUAAUCUCGGCGUCCUCCGACAAAUGCAGCAGUUUGCGGAGCCCCCCUCUUAAGAUGAAAACGGCACCUUGUGUUCCUCAAAAUGUAACAAUGAAUCCGGUGUGUGACUCAAACGGCAUGGUGGCGUCAUGGUCCCCCUCUCUGGUGGCCGAGUCGUACUCGCUCACGGCCAGCGGUGGCGACGGAGAUGUGCGAAGCUGCAGAAGCACCGCCAACAACUGCACCCUGCUCCACUUGCACUGUGGACAGAUUUACAACGUUAGCAUAACCGCUUCGGCUGGAAACUGCACCAGCUUGGCCAGUCAGCAGGUCACCUUCCAUACUGUGCCCUGUAGGCCGCAGAACAUGAGCGUAGCCGUGCAGUGUGACACCAGGACUGCCGCACUCUCCUGGGUGGAGAGCCAAGGUUCGCUGAAGUACUUCACACUGGCCCAAACCACGGAUGGACACACACUUCACUGCGACACCACGGGCACGUCGUGCAGCCUCACAGGACUGACCUGUGGGACAUUGUACAACUUCACCGCACAGGCUUCAGACGGGACCUGCAACAGCUCCCUCACUGUGCCCAUCCAGAGCGGAGCAGUCCCCUGUCCUCCUGCCACCGUGAGCGUGAGAACCCAUCUGAUGGGCGAUGCCACCCUAAUCAGGGUCUCCUGGGGUUUUGUGGACUGUCCUAACGUCACGUACCUGGUGCAGGUGACCGGCCAAAUCCAAGACAACCAGCAGUCCAACAUGGACGUGUCGUCCUAUUGGACAAACCGCAACUACUUUGAGUUUCCUGUGCCCUGUAGCACCUCUUACAAUGUGACGGUGUUAGCACGAAACUCAGCGGGGAUCAGCAGACCAUCUCAGACUGUUACUGGUGUCACAGUGCCCUGUCCUCCGAUGAACGUCACCUUCACGGGUGAUAAUUCCUCCGCCACAGUGGCCUGGAGGUCAUCGGUUCUCACCACAGGAUUCAGGGUUUACCAGCUGCGUCCCGGCGUCCAGGUGCCCGUCUGUCUGACCUCAGACCUCAGCUGUCAGGUGUCGGGCCUGCUGGCCUCUGAUGUCGCGGUCACAGCCUGGAACAGUGCCGGAGAGAGUCCUUCCUCUAGAGUCGUUACUGGCCAAACCUUAAACCGUCGGAAGAGAAAUCUGAAGUAUGCGAGGAUGAAUGCAGCACUGUCUCCCGACCCCCUGUCCAUCCCUGAGGUGAAGGCUGCUCAUGUGACAGGACAGUCCCUGCAGGUCGAGUGGUCUCAUGUGACAGGGGCGGACUCCUACACCCUGAUCCUAACAGAGGACACCCCGUCUCUGCCUGCCGAGGAGGUCCUGUCGGUGUACAAGACCGAGAUCGCCACAGUUGCUGACCUAAAACCUGCAACACGUUACUGUGUCAUCGUGUCUGCCAAACACGGCAGCAUCCAGAGCGCCUAUUCCCGGCCUCUGUGUGUCACCACGGAGUAAACUGGCCUCCCGCCGGGUCGACUGUACAGGAGUGUAGAUACCAAAUCAACAGAAGCGGCAUUCAGUUCUCCUGAACUAGCGUCUUCUCUUUCUUAUGUUCCAUGAUCACUAUGAAAAAGAAAACAAAAUCAGCCUAUCAGAAAAUAUCAUUUAAAAUCAUAAUCCUUUCUAAUGAACAAAUGACUAAAUUUCUGUGAUGUUGAUUGAAAAGCAAAGGCAAGGUCACUUCAAAUUUAGAAUAGAUGUUAAGAAUCGCUACAUUGAUUGACCGUAGAAGAAACAUGUUGUAACUCCUAGUUUUUUAUUUAUCUUUAAAAGUACUUUUCUGUAACCAGAUCAUACAAUGAUUCAAUCUUUAUGUAGUUAGAUCAAAUAAAUGGUUAAUUUAUCAAGCAUUAUUUUUAAACUAUACAUUGUAUUUUCUAUCUGAUGUAUAGCUUUGUUAACAAUCUGCAGAAGUACUUUUAUACAAAAAGCCAUAUGAAAGAAUUAAAGUCUGUGAAUGAAAACGUCAAA
This is a messenger RNA of Pimephales promelas (fathead minnow), 12057 nucleotides long. Lineage: Eukaryota; Metazoa; Chordata; Actinopteri; Cypriniformes; Leuciscidae. The record is from RefSeq and is a predicted model, not a curated record.